AUGCAGGAAUGUACUGACCGAUUUUUGGUUGAUUUCGGGUGUCUAGCAUGGAAUACCCUGCCAAGGCGACUCGACCUUCCUGAACUUGUAUUCAUGGAGUUCACUGACUCUGAUCGCAGUAUCUAA
Messenger RNA from Haemonchus placei, 126 nucleotides. The record is from the annotation of a GenBank genome assembly. NCBI's taxonomy places the organism in Eukaryota, Metazoa, Nematoda, Chromadorea, Rhabditida, Trichostrongylidae.